UCUCUGAUCGCCUCUAGACCUGCACAGUGGGUGCAACUUCUGUCUUCAGAUUGGAUUAAAGAACAGAGAUAUAGUAAAACUUAAGGUGGAUUUUUAAAUAAACAUUGCUUUGAUUAGAGCGUUUGAGAGCCAAGUGCUCAGAUUUUCCCCUCACGCUGAAGCAGAGUCACUGACAACCAAUGAGGGAGUUUCCACGUGUAUGCGUGCGGUUUUAUGUGUGAGUCAGUUUGUCGUAUGUUAGGAGAAAUCUUUUUGAGAUCAGACACUGGAUCUUUCUUUUUGUUCAAAGCGUGAUAGAUUAAAGCUUUUCCAGAAAGAUGACUGUAAUAGAGUUGUGGCUGGGAAAUAAACGGCAAGAGAUGAUGACCAUGCAUAAAACGCGGUGAUAAGAAGCCUUGGAUCCAAGAUGGGAAACUCCGAGAGCCAGUACAGCAUGCGGCGCUCUCGAAGCAAUAGUUAUAUCAUCCCUGUCAGACAGAAGCCUUAUUCAUUCAAGUUUUGCUCCACCAAAGAAGACAUUUUAUUGACUCGCAGCUUUAAGAAAGCUGGAUUAGGAUUCAUAACCCCUCCGAAGUGCGACAAUACCUUUUUGCCCGGCAAUUACGACCACAUCACUUGUAAAUUAAAGAGAGGCGACAGCGUUCAAUGCAGUGAGCUUUCAGAAGGUUUGUUUUCUGGAGGGUGCCUGGCGUUACCCUCUCCAAAUGGCUGCUUGUAUGGUAGCAUUGGGGAGAAGAGUAAAAUGCGUAAUAAUUACACACUGAAUACACCUGAAAGGACUCAAAGACUUGAGGACUUUGAGGAACAGAGAAGUCCCAGGGUCGUGAUAAAGAAAGAUGGCAGUGUGCAAGUCGAAUUUAACAACAUAUCAGACAGCUCCGGACCUGUUCAGCUCCUCAGGUUUUCCCCUACCUCAGAGUCGUCCAAUUCUUGUAUAUCUGGAGUAACACCAUCAUUAGACGUCCAUCUUGAAGCUCCACAACCAGCUGGCAGUUUUACGAGCAGAAAAGGUAGCUCACUAAGUUCAGAUGGCUCUUUGUAUGAUGUGCCUUGGGGGACUUGUGUAGAACCCAAAGAUUCAGACAAUAGCGAAAUACAAAGCAUUUCACCGGCAAAUGUUGGGGUUUGUGCUCAGCAGUCACCUGGCAAUACUACAGCCGACCUCUACAGAGAUCCCAAAAUUGCUGCCUCGUUCCCUGCAGUGAAGGAUUUGCCGUUUUUAAACGAUAGUCCUUUAAAGCAAAGAAUUUCAUUUUUGUCUGUGAUGGAGGAGUCUGGUUCAGAGGGAUGCCAUGGGGAAAAGCAGUAUUCCUCUUUCACCUUACCUAGCCGGAAGCCUGAACCUGUUCUGGUGAAUCAUGGAAAGAAUGAGACCAUCAGGAACCGAUUUAGGCGGAUCAGUGACUGGACAGGAAGCUUGACCAGGAAAAAGAAGACGUUACAGGAGCCAAGUUAUAAUGAAUCCAUGGAUUGCUUUGAUAGUGGUGUGGAUGGCCUUACUGCAGACACAAGUUCUCAGGUCUCCAGCCGUCACGAUGUCUCCAACGGCAAAUCUGUAACGCAAUCUCAAGCACUGCACACCCGCAGCACUUCUGUAGGUGCUCUUCAUUCAGACACUUUGCGACAGAACAUCUACAAGAACUUCAUGAGGGAAUUAAAGACCGGACGACCUCCAGCAGAAGAUGGAGGUGAAGAUUGGGGUGAGCGCUCCACAGAGGAGACAACAGAGAGCAGCGAUGAAGAAACCCUCGGCUCUCUCGAGCAGCUGGAUAUGCUGUUUGAGAAAGAGCAGGGUGUAGUUCGGCGAGCCGGGUGGCUCUGCUUUAAACCCUUGCUUACUGUACACAAAGACCGAAAACUGGAGCUCGUGGGUCGUCGGAAAUGGAAGCAAUUCUGGGUGACUCUAAAGGGUUGUACUCUGCUGUUUUAUGAGACCUAUGGAAAAGUUUCAUCAGACCAGGAGAUGUCUCCAUGCUACGCCCUGGUAGUAGAUGAUGGCAUUGUCCAGGCUGUUCCUGAGCAUCCCAAGAAGGAGAAUGUGUUCUGUCUUAGCAAUGUCUAUGGGGACGUCUAUCUUUUUCAGGCCUCAAGUCAGACUGAUUUAGAAAACUGGGUAACAGCCAUCCACUCCGCUUCUGCAUCCCUGCUUGCCAAACGUAAUGGAAAGGAAACACUACGUUUGUUACGUGGACAGAUCCGAGGACUUCUCCAGAAGAUCGACAUGGACAUGAAGAUGAAGAAAAUGGCAGAACUGCAGUUGUCCAUUGUUGGAGAUCCUAAGAAUAGAAAGGCUAUUGAAAACCAGAUCCAGCAGUGGGAACAGAACCUUGAGCGAUUCAACAUGGACCUGUUUCGCAUGCGCUGCUAUCUGGCCAGUCUGCAGGGCGGUGAGCUACCAAACCCCAAGAGUCUCCUGGCCACAGCCAGCCGUCCAACCAAAUCUACACUGGCCCGUUUGGGAAUCUUCUCUGUGUCCUCAUUCCAUGCACUGAUCUGUUCCAGGGAUGAAGCCACAAUGCGAAAGCGUUCUCUGUCUUUAUGCCAUCAUGGUCGCUGUAAGAAAGGAGUCUUCUCUUCUCUCAAAAACCUGGAUACCCUUACCAAGCGGGGUCAUGAUAAAAAGUCUACUUUACAGAUCUUUGACAGUGAUGUUGGAGGACAUCAAGACACAAAUCCUUUCGGUUUUGAGCGGCUGAAUGGUUCAGCUAAUAUUUACUCAAUAGCACCGCCUGAAGGCAGACAAUGGGAUUACAGCCAAGAUACCUCAACCUGUGUCUAUAUGCCAAACUACCAGACUGUUACAAUUCAUCUAAAAAAUUAUCACACUGUCUCGGACGUCUUGACUGAAGCCUGCAGGCUCAAGGGCCUGGACCCCUACAUGCACAGUUUAAGGCUGAGAAGAUAUGUAGGAGAAAGAAUGGAGAUAUGUACACCGUCAGAUGAUGAACUUCUGCAGGACUUGUCAUACGAGGAGCUUGAGGUCGGUCAGCUGAACACAUACACGCUGCGGAUGUCUCGACCAAAUCUAACUAUAGACUUUGGGUUUGCUGUUGCAGGCUAUGUAGACCGCCUGAAAAACAGUCGUAUCGCUGUCAGUGAAGUUCUCCCUGAUGGGCUUGCUUUCAGCGAAGGUCUAAGAUCUGGUGAUGAGAUCUUGGUUCUGAAUGGAUAUGAGGUGUCCUCUCUGGAUCUAUCUCUGAUCCAGACUUUAUUUAGUGGUGAGACUCUCAACCUGACUGUGAAACGUCAUCCGUCCUCCGUGCAACACAAUACAGAUACUCCAAAAACACAGACCGUACGGAGACAUGACUUCAGAAACCACCAUCGAGCCAAAUCCUCAACAGAUGUGUCCUGUGUGGCAGAAAUCCAGUCUGUGACUGAUAAUGAUAAUCAGCACAACAUCCAUCGAACAGUGCAGUACAGUAAGAGCGUGGAUACAGUUUGUUCUCUCUAUCAGUCCUUCCAAGAAGUUUCUGGAGGUCUGAUGGAGGGUCAAAGGGCUCCAACAGGGCCUGAAUCCUCCAUCCUGAGGCCCUGUCCGCGUCAUAUGUCUGCCACAGAGAGACUGUGCAAGGUCAUCCAGGAAUUAGUAGACACGGAGAAAUCUUAUGUAAAGGACCUUAACUGCCUGUUUGAAAUUUACCUGAAGCCUCUGCAGAAGGAAACUUUUCUCACCCAAGACGAGAUGGAGAGUCUGUUUGGCAGUCUUCCAGAGAUGUUGGACUUCCAGAAGGUUUUCCUUCAAACCCUGGAAGAGAAGAUCAGUUCAUCUCCUAACUUCAGCACACUGGAGACCCCUGUGCAGUUCAAGAAGGUGCUCUUCUCUCUCGGUGGCUCAUUUCUGUAUUACGCCGAGCACUUCAAACUUUACAGCGGCUUUUGUGCAAACCACAUAAAAGUGCAGAAGGUUCUGGAACGAGCAAAAACCGACCGAUCCUUCAAGGAAUUCCUCGACGCAAGAAAUCCAACUAAGCAGCACUCAACCACUUUAGAGUCGUACCUUAUCAAACCAGUACAGAGAGUGUUGAAAUAUCCUCUACUGCUCCGGGAGCUGGUAUCUCUGACGGACACGGAUAGCGAGGAGCACUACCACCUUACAGAAGCAUUGAAGGAAAUGGAAAAAGUUGCCAGUCACAUCAAUGAGAUGCAGAAGAUCUAUGAGGACUACGGUGCCGUAUUCGAUCAGCUGGUAGCAGAACAAAGUAGCACUGAGAAAGAGGUCACAGAGAUUUCUAUGGGACAGUUCCUCAUGCAUUCCUCUGUGAUCUGGCUCAACCCGUUCCCAUCGUUGGGUCGAAUGAAAAAGGAUCCUGAGCUGACUCUAUUUGUUUUCAAGAGAGCUGUGAUACUGCUGUACAGGGAAGCCAACAACAAAAUGAAAAAGAAGACGCCGACAUCAAGAUCAGCCCACGUAGAUCAGGAUCCAUUUAAGCUUCGCUGGCUCAUUCCCCUGUCAGCGCUUCAGGUUAAACUAAACAACACUGCGGAGACUGAGCGCGUCUGGGAGUUGAUCCACACCAAAUCAGAAAAAGAGGGCAGACCUGAGACGGUGUUUCAGUUGUGUAGCAGCACCAUAGAGUGCAAAUUGAACAUCAUCAAGGUGAUUCGCUCCAUCCUGAGAGAGAACAUGCGGCGACACAUGCACAGAAAUGAGCAACCUGCUGAAAAAACCUUUAAAAAACAACUUCAUCUCCUCCAAAAGACUCUGCCGGCCUCUGCUAAGAUAGGUUCUUCUCGAGCCUCUUGGUUCUGCAGACAACCUUCAGAUGAUGUUUCCCAAUCCAUCAAUGACAUGCUGAUGCAAGCUCUUCCAGAUUCAGAUUCAGCAAGUUCAAGCAGUGGGACCACCAGUAGUGCCGGCGCUCCUCUGGAUCACCCACCAGACCCAUCGGUUCAUCAGACACGACCGUCUGGUCCUAAUGAAUCCGACAAACGCUGCGAGAGGAGAGGACAGGAGACUCAAGACACUCCCAUCACAAUCGAGAGCCAGUUUCAAAGGCUUCAAUUGACCGAAGAAGCAUCUCAAGCACCACACGCGCUGCCGGAGACUUCAGAGGUGGACACGCCAGAAAGACACUCUUCAAUAAAACGAGCUCACUUUUGCCCAAUAAAACGCAAGCCUGGCAAAGGCAGUACUAGUAGCUUGAAACAACGCCGGACGACGCUCGUGAACAUGCGACGAUACAGUCACUCUUUGGACAGUCCGACGGCAGAGUCGAUGGCAAAUAACGUGGACCUUAACUCGCUAUCAGAGACUGACUUCAGUGUUCAGAGCUUGACGUCUGUGGUCAAUGAGGACUGCUUUUAUGAUAACAACACAGAAGCAAAGAAAGGUGAUGCAGGAACUUCAUAGCAUCCUUUAUAUGGUCAACUCAUGUCUAUGUAGCCUUUCCAAGGAUUUAAGUGAGGAAAGCAACUCAAAUCAUUUAAAUUAUGAUUUGCUCUGCCAGUGUUUUUCUUAAAGUUGGUGUUAAAUAUAUUUUUGGGUGAUUCAUUUAUUGAACCGCUCGUAUAACAUUUUGCACCAGCGAAUCAAAUCGCAUGCCUUUAUUUAUGGCAUACUGAUUGAUGCACGAACACAAACGCAAACAUACGGUCACUAUUGGAGCAAUGCUCGACUGGAGAUGUAAUAAGAGUGAAACUACUACAGGAUUUAACUUAGCCUUGUUUUAGGACACUACAAACACUUCUUGUGUUUUAGCAUUGAUUCAGGAUUGCUUUUUUAAACUUUUAUUUAUUAAUAAGAUAAGAUUAUGUUUUUAUAACUAGGUAGAUGGAUGAAACUUGAUUUUAACAUGAGAAAAGUGUCUUUGUAACAACAUACUGUACGUAAAACUCAUUUUCUUAUGACCACAUAAGAUUAUAAAUCUUUUAAUAAGCAAUUUAAUUUAAAUGUGUAAAAAUAAAUUUGGUAUUUACCGCUUGAAGUCGUCAGUUGUACGAUGCAUUGUUUAAAAUUGUAUAUAGUUUUUAUGCUUUACUGUAAUUUAUGAUUUUAUAAACAUUUUACCAUCACAAAUAAACUUGAGACAAGUUUUUAAUA
Messenger RNA from Misgurnus anguillicaudatus (oriental weatherfish), 6043 nucleotides. Its product is annotated as rho guanine nucleotide exchange factor TIAM2. Gene Ontology annotation, biological process: small GTPase-mediated signal transduction; activation of GTPase activity. The record is from RefSeq and is a predicted model, not a curated record. NCBI's taxonomy places the organism in Eukaryota, Metazoa, Chordata, Actinopteri, Cypriniformes, Cobitidae. Gene Ontology annotation, molecular function: protein binding; guanyl-nucleotide exchange factor activity.